AUGGACGGUACCUUUACUGCGAUGCCGAGGCAAGCUCGCGUCUUUGAGUCAAGCCUGCACAGCACCACCCGCAAUACCCGCCAUACCGCCUUUGACAACCUAAUUAGGGACACUCUCAUCCAAAUCGUCCAAGAUUACAACAGUAUGGGCGCUGACUCCCCUUCAACGCCGCCUGCCGGCCCGCUGCUCUCUCAAGAGUCUGCAACCAUCCUUCGGGAGCUAGGAGACUACUUUACUCGUACAGCCCAAAUGUGGUCAACAAUGACGCAUCAUUUGCUGAAUGGGCCACACAUCGAUCAGGUUGCUUAUGAUAUCCAUAGACGCUCCGCUGAAGUAACCCAUCUUACCGAACUAUCUACCAUCAGUGCCGUUGACGUUGAACUCGGUCGUUUACGGCAAAUACGGGAUCUAACAGCCCAGUUCUCUCAAGAUGUCCAGGCCAUCUGGCGCCCUGAUGGCGGCAUAUUAGACAAUUCCUCAUCUAGUCAAUGUUCACGUGGUGGGCAAUUGCCAAUUGCCAACAUGCUAUCUGCUGCAUCAAGCCAGGAAGCUCAAUUUAUGGGCCACGGCCACCCUGCCAACGAAAAUUUGAACACAUUGGCUGGUGGAAUGGCUGAGCAAAUGGAUCUUGGCAACGACUCUGACUCUGACUCCGAUUCUGGAGACGAAGAGCUCUUUGCUGCUAUUGACAUGGAAUCACUCAAACAGAGAGGCAAGGGGUCGCACACGUGCCCCAAAGGGACGAAGUGCGACAAAGGCGGCGUCGACAAAGACGGCAAAGUCAUUGUUUUUGACCGCAACUCCUCAUUUGCCCAGCAUUGUAAUAAACACCGCAAGCCUUGGGUCUGUGACUUGGCAAACUGUCCAAAUACACCUAAGAAGCGCCGGUUCGCCCGGCGAGACGGUCUGGAACGGCACAAGCAAACAGUAAAGCACGAGCCUAAGAAUGCAGAGUCUCAAAUUGGCGUCAGUUAG
Messenger RNA from Beauveria bassiana ARSEF 2860, 975 nucleotides. RefSeq lists its product as uncharacterized. The record is from RefSeq and is a predicted model, not a curated record. Bases 1 to 975 code for a protein of 324 amino acids. Lineage: Eukaryota; Fungi; Ascomycota; Sordariomycetes; Hypocreales; Cordycipitaceae. The transcript is spliced from 3 exons.